Messenger RNA from Dunckerocampus dactyliophorus (ringed pipefish), 1938 nucleotides. RefSeq names its product ureidoglycolate lyase (gene ugl). Gene Ontology annotation, cellular component: cytoplasm. The transcript is spliced from 16 exons. Gene Ontology annotation, molecular function: malate synthase activity. Lineage: Eukaryota; Metazoa; Chordata; Actinopteri; Syngnathiformes; Syngnathidae. The coding region runs from base 14 to 1903 and encodes 629 amino acids. The record is from RefSeq and is a predicted model, not a curated record. Gene Ontology annotation, biological process: glyoxylate cycle.
ACUUCAUCGGUACAUGACCGCGACCUACCGGACUGAAUGUGGUAGAGUAGUUUGGCGGAAUCGGGUGAAAAAGAAGUUCUGUCGUCUUUCCAGACCACGGAAAACUAGACUUAAACAGGACUGCCGACUAGGCAUCCACUUCCGUAUUAGGCCCUGCGCGGACUUGGCCGUCAUGAUGUUCCAAAAGCACGUUGCCAGGCAAAGUUCAUCGUCCAUCUCCACUCAGCCAACGACAUCUGCCUUCAGUAUGUCUGAAACAGUGAGUGUGGAGAUUUGUCCUCCUCCAGCAGGACUAGAAGCAAUGUAUGAAAGACUUUUUACCCCCGACUGCCUGCACUUUCUGUAUGACCUCAUCUCCACAUUUGAUGAAGCAGUGGAUCAGAUUUUGCGGUUGCGAGUAUCCAGGAAGGCUGACUUGGACUUGUCUGGUGAUCUGCCAGACUUCUUAGAGAGCACCAGCAACAUCAGAAGCGACACAAGUUGGAGAGUGUCACCUGUACCUCCACGGCUCCAGAGGCGACAUGUGGAUAUGGGUGAUAUGGCUCCUUGUGACACCCAGCGCUUUCUGAAAGCUCUCCAGUCCCCAGCACAAGGAAUACAGGUUGACUUUGACGAUGGCAACUGUCCGACAUUUUACAACCAGAUCAAAGGAAUUCAUAAUGUCUUGACCGCGGUGCACAAUGCUUUUCCUGAUGCUCCACACAUAUCCCAGGCUCCCGUGCUCAUGAUUCGUCCGCGUGCUUGGAAUAUGGUGGAACACAAUAUGAUGGUGAAGGGGAAGGAGGUUCCUGGUCCUCUCUUUGACUUUGGACUUGUGAUGUUUCACUGUGGAAAGACUCUGUUUGAAAGCAAGAGUGGGCCCUUUUUUUACCUGUCCAAAGUGGAGAGCUUUUUGGAGGCCAGAUUAUGGAACAACAUAUUUGUUUGGGCACAAAACAAGCUGCUUCUUCCUCAGGGCAGCAUCAAGGCCACAGUUUUAAUAGAAAAUGUAUUAGCGGCAUUUGAAAUGGAGGAGAUUCUCUACGAGCUGCGAGAACACUCAGCAGGACUCAACUGUGGAUUAUGGGAUUAUUCUGCCUCCUUUGUCAAUAAAUUUGGCCACAGACGGGCCUUCCUGCUUCCUGACCGCAGUAAAUAUGUCAACAUGGAGAAGCGUUUUCUGCGCAGCUACAUGGACUUGUUGGUUCAGACGUGUCAUCGGCGAUCAGCUUUGGCAACAGGAGGUAUGGCCGCUCUUCUCCUUCCCGAGGACCCCCACAGCGAAUCCUACAGGACAGUGAUGGCCACUGUUAGCAGACUCAAGUUGCUUGAAAUAGAGGCAGGUGUGGAUGGUUUCAUGGUCUACGACCAGAACCUCAUCCAGCCGAUGCAGGAACUCUUUCAGAUCCACACUGAAGGUGAUAACCAGCUUGACAAGCUUGUCAAUCACGUCAGGGUGACUUCUAAAGACCUGCUGACCAUGCCUGGGGGAGGAGUCACCCUUUAUGGUUUGAAACAUAACAUUGCUGUGGGUGUCCUCUUCAUUCACGCUUGGCUGUGUGGAAAAGGACAUUUUUACUAUAGAGGCCAGGUUGAAGAUUCCGCCACAGCAGAAAUUUCUCGCUCACAGGUCUGGCAGUGGAUUCGACAUCAGGCUCAACUUGAGGACGAGGAGAAGCUUGUGAGCCGCAAGCUGGUCACUGACAUCACCAGAGAAGUCAUGAUGGAGCUCUGUCUAAACUGCUCUGCUAGGGUGAAACUGAGGUUCCAAACAGCGGCAGACAUGUUCUUGGAAGUAGUUCUGCGGAGAGAUUUCCCAGAGUUCAUCACCUCUUUCUUGAAUCAGGACCACACCUUUCUCAGCUCCCAGGACACUCAACAAGCCGAAGAUCUCAACUCAGACGUCCACCGUGCUAAGUUUUGAUCGUUCGGAUUUACAAAAUCAUAAAAAAUAUGAAA